UACGUAAGUUGGCCGCAAGCCGAAAGCUCAAAGCUGUGUUUUGAGUUAGAGUCGCUCUUUAGUUCCGACGAGUUUCUCUUGGUUUUGAGCUUUAAAUUUCUUCUAUCUAUUAUUAUUAGCUUCCUGUGUUGUUUCCUUUUAACUCUGAUCGGAAAAGAAACCGUGUCAUCAUCAUGUCUCACACUAUACUCCUGAUUCAACUGUCCAACAAACCAGAAACAAGGACCUAUUCGGAUUAUGAAAGUAUAAACGAAUGUAUGGAAGGGGUUUGUAAAAUAUACGAAGAACACUUGAAACGGCAAAACCCAAAUACACCAGCCAUCACAUACGACAUCAGCCAGCUCUUUCAUUUCAUGGACCAACUAGCUGAUUUAUCAUGUUUAGUUUAUCAAAAGAGCACAAAUUCAUAUGCACCAUACAACAAGGAUUGGAUAAAAGAAAAAAUCUAUGUCCUUCUACGAAGACAAGCAUCUCACCAUGACAAGUAAAUUGCCUCGCAGCCAAAUAACCUCCAAUUCUCCAAGGAAAACAAUCCAUCAUACAAAAAUAGGACAAUUUUUUGUCCAUUGGUUGAAUAGCGCUUCAAUCUCUAUGUAAGUUUAAGAAUGGUCCUCAAGUUGACAUCUCAUCCAUAUUUUAUUAUUAUUUUUGUCAUUCAUUUUAUAUGAAGAAAAUCAAGUGUCACUAUUUGACAUUCAGCUGUCAGCAGAAAAACAUGAAGAAAAAUUAGAAACAGGCAGGUCAGAGCCUUAUGUCUUGAGACAAUUAUUUUGAUAAUUUCACGUCAUAGGUCAGGAAAAAAUAGUCAAAUUUUUGUAAGUGUCAAGCUCUCCUAUCCAAUACUUAACUUGUAGGAAACCAUCAGAACAGAAAAUUCUGAUCAUUGCAGGCUGAUUUAAAAAAUGUUGAUACAAUGUGGCUCAACACUCUAGUUACACUCUGUUAUUGAAUAGUGAAAAUAAUUUUGCAUUUGUCAGAAUCUAUUUUAGUUGGCAAAUCCCGAAAUUUAAAAAAAAAAAAAAAAAAAAAAAAAAAAAAAAAACGUCCAAAUACAAUAGUUCUCCCUGUAAUUUUGUAUGGAGCCCUCUGUUGGCUUUAUGUAAAGGCUUUAAUUUCACAUCUGUCUCUCCUUUUUUUAUUUCUUAUGGGCAAAAUGAAUUCAGAUAAAUUUAAAUUCUAGAUCAUGCAUUUUUAAUGUGAAUAUCACUUGAAAUUUCAAAAAGUAAUUUCAGUUAGUAUCACAUCCAUUGUGACUGGCAGUUUACUGUUAACUUCAGCUUGUAAUAUUUAAGGAAGAAGUUUGUUUCUAAUCAUCUCACUGUGUUACUUCUCUACAUGUGUAAAUUUUUUGUGAUAGUAUUUGUAUAAAGUAAUAAUUUUAAAAUCCA
Bemisia tabaci is the source of this 1388-nucleotide messenger RNA. RefSeq names its product enhancer of rudimentary (gene e(r)). NCBI's taxonomy places the organism in Eukaryota, Metazoa, Arthropoda, Insecta, Hemiptera, Aleyrodidae. The record is from RefSeq and is a predicted model, not a curated record.